CAUAUUUAAACCAACCACACCCUUUCGUAGUUAUUUAUACCUACAUAGUAUGUAUAAAUAAUUUCCUUACAAACUCGCGCGUGUACAUAAAUAUUUGUUUUUUAAAUAAAUUGUUCUGUGCAUUUAAUUAAAGUGUGAAAUGUUUUCGUAUUGAAUAAAAAGUGUCGACUUCCAUUCGAAAAAAUCAUCCGCUCUGCCAGCAGCACUCAGUUCUACUACAUUCCGAUGUUAUGAUGGGUCCGUUAGAUGCGGUUUUGAGUUGUUUUUGCAGAAUGUGUCAGUCAACAUGUUGUAGUAGCUCCCAACCGCCGCCCAAUUUGACAGUAUUAUCGCGACAUCAACAACAACAACAACACCAGCAGCAACAACAACAACAACACCAACUCUACCACUCACAAUCGGCUGCUAUU
Messenger RNA from Rhagoletis zephyria (snowberry fruit fly), 410 nucleotides. Its product is annotated as mediator of RNA polymerase II transcription subunit 25-like. The record is from RefSeq and is a predicted model, not a curated record. Lineage: Eukaryota; Metazoa; Arthropoda; Insecta; Diptera; Tephritidae.